This is a messenger RNA of Rotaria sp. Silwood1, 1035 nucleotides long. The record is from the annotation of a GenBank genome assembly. Lineage: Eukaryota; Metazoa; Rotifera; Eurotatoria; Philodinida; Philodinidae.
AUGGAAGAACAUAUAGAAUCAAAGACCAAUCCAGUUUGUUUUACGGGCGUUUGUGAUUAUCAACUGUCAAAAUAUGAUGUGGCAUGUUUACCAUUUGAUGAGAAUAUGAUUACACAUUUAUCGGCUCUUGUUACUAUAGAACGACGUGCUCAAUGUCCUAAAUGUCUUUUCUAUGGUGAAUUCAAAACCAUGUCAAGAUUUCAAAAGCAUGUGGCAUCAUGCGAUCCAGAUGAUAUGGUUCCAUGUGAAUCUUGCCACUGUCUAUAUAGAUUUCAUCAAUUGGAUGAACAUUACCGAUAUUGUCAUAAUAUUCCAGUACACCAAAGACAAGAAGCAUUUAUAGAUUUUAUUAUAUCGAAAUCGAAAUAUCCAUUUACACCAGUACAAGUUCGUUAUUACAUUGAACUUCAAAAGCAAAAGCGACGGAUGAUUGAUCCACAUGAAAUUGUCGACGGCUUGGCUGCAUUCGAACGUGGCAAUUACUGGAAAAUUCGAGCACAGCAAGAUGCUAGCUGUCGUGCUCAAUUGGAUGAUUAUGAAAAACAACAAGGGGCGAAUGCUAAGCGAAACGAAGAAUUGCGUCGUCGUUACGAAGAAUUGAAAGCGGAUGAGGAGUUAAAAGCUAAGACUUGUCGUCUUUGUCCACAUUGUAAACGAGUCGUGCAACACAUGGGAGGAUGCAGUAGUAUGAUAUGUGGACAAAAUUACCAUGGAGGUGAUCAGCAAUCAGGAUGUGGCAAAAAUUUUGACUGGGACCAGGCUCUACCUUACAUACCAAUCGUAAAUACGGUUCAAGAACAAAUGAAAAGUGCCCUAGAAAAUCAACAAAGAGUCGUACAUACAGGGAUCAGGUGCAAGAAUUGCCACAAAGAAAUUGAGGGCAUUCGCUUUGAUUGUAUUCAUUGUCAUUCAUUGAAUUAUUGUGAGAUAUGUGAACAACGGUGCACUCUGGCUCAUUCGGAAGAACUUCGACGACAGAAAAAACAACAACAUGUAUUUCGACUGGUAACGACACCAGAAGCUUCACAUAAAUGA